AUAUCGGCACCGCUAGUGCCAGUACCACGGAGGUGGCCGAGACCGAGAAACAGGCAGGAGCCGGACGAGCUCGCGAAAGCAAUGGCCAUGGCGGCGCCUCAUCCGUUCCAGGCCGUGCUCAUGCCCCUGGCCCUGUCUCUAUCCCUUGCGCUGUUAUGCAGCAGCAAUGUGGCGCGCGCGCAGACGCCGGUGUUCGCGUGCGACGCGGCAAACUCGACCGUGGCCGGGUACGCGUUCUGCGACCGGGCCAAGUCGGCUUCGGCGCGCGCCGCCGACCUGGUGUCCCGGCUGACGCUGGCGGACAAGGUCGGGUUCCUGGUGAACAAGCAGCCGGCUUUGGCCAGGCUCGGCAUCCCGGCCUACGAGUGGUGGUCCGAGGCGCUGCACGGCGUGUCCUACGUCGGCCCCGGCACGCGGUUCUCGCCGCUCGUCCCGGGCGCCACCAGCUUCCCGCAGCCCAUCCUCACCGCCGCCUCCUUCAACGCCUCCCUCUUCCGCGCCAUCGGCGAGGUGGUGUCGAACGAGGCGCGGGCGAUGCACAACGUGGGGCUGGCGGGGCUGACGUUCUGGAGCCCCAACAUCAACAUCUUCCGGGACCCGCGUUGGGGCCGCGGGCAGGAGACCCCCGGCGAGGACCCGCUCCUGGCCAGCCGGUACGCCGUCGGCUACGUCUCCGGCCUCCAGGACGCCGGCGCCGACGCCGACGGGCCCCUCAAGGUCGCCGCCUGCUGCAAGCACUACACCGCCUACGACGUCGACAACUGGAAGGGCGUCGAGCGCUACACCUUCGACGCCAAGGUGUCGCAGCAGGACCUUGAUGACACAUUCCAGCCGCCAUUCAAGAGCUGCGUGAUCGACGGGAAGGUGGCCAGCGUCAUGUGCUCCUACAACAAGGUCAAUGGGAAGCCCACCUGCGCCGACAAGGAUCUCCUCUCUGGAGUCAUCAGAGGGGACUGGAAGCUCAACGGAUACAUCGUGUCGGAUUGCGACUCCGUCGACGUGCUGUACUCUCAGCAGCACUACACCAAGACACCCGAGGAGGCCGCAGCCAUCACCAUCAAAUCAGGGCUGGACCUGAACUGUGGCGACUUCCUGGCGAAGCACACGGUGGCGGCAGUGCAGGCCGGCAAUCUGUCAGAGUCCGACGUUGACAGGGCCAUCACCAACAACUUCAUCAUGCUGAUGCGUCUGGGCUUCUUCGACGGCGACCCGAGGAAGCUCGCCUACGGCAGCCUCGGCCCCAAGGACGUGUGCACGUCUUCAAACCAGGAGCUGGCCCGGGAGACGGCGCGCCAGGGCAUCGUGCUCCUCAAGAACGACGGCGCGCUCCCACUCUCCGCCAAGUCCAUCAAGUCCAUGGCCGUCAUCGGCCCAAACGCCAAUGCCAGCUUCACCAUGAUCGGCAACUACGAAGGCACGCCGUGCAAGUACACGACACCGCUCCACGGCCUGGGCAACAACGUCGCCACAGUGUACCAGCCGGGCUGCAGCAAUGUCGGUUGCAGCGGCAACAGCCUCCAGCUCAGUGCUGCCACGGCGGCCGCAGCCAGUGCCGACGUGACGGUGCUCGUCGUUGGUGCUGAUCAGUCGAUUGAGCGCGAGGCCCUGGACAGGACCAGCCUUCUCUUGCCAGGCCAACAGCCUGACCUCAUCUCUGCUGUGGCCAAUGCUUCCAAGGGACAUGUCAUCCUUGUUGUCAUGUCCGGCGGGCCGUUCGACAUCUCGUUUGCCAAGGCCAGCGACAAGAUCUCCGCCAUCCUUUGGGUGGGAUACCCCGGCGAAGCCGGUGGUGCCGCCAUCGCCGACAUUAUCUUCGGCAAGUACAAUCCAAGUGGAAGGCUGCCAGUGACAUGGUACCCGGCGUCAUUCGCCGACAAGGUCCCGAUGACUGACAUGCGCAUGCGGCCAGACAAUUCAACCGGCUACCCUGGCCGGACGUACCGGUUCUACACGGGCGAAACGGUGUUCGCAUUCGGUGACGGGCUGAGCUACACAACAAUGUCGCACAACCUCGUAGCAGCUCCGCCAUCGGAGGUGUCCAUGCAGCUGGCCGAAGGCCACGCGUGCCACACCAAGGAGUGCGCGUCGGUGGAGGCGGCGGGCGACCACUGCGAGGGCAUGGCGUUCGAGGUGCGCCUCCGGGUGCACAACACCGGCGAGAUGGCCGGGGCGCACACGGUGCUCCUGUUCUCGUCGCCGCCGGCGGUGCACAACGCGCCGGCGAAGCACCUGCUCGGGUUCGAGAAGCUGAACUUGGAGCCCGGGCAGGCCGGCGUGGCGGCGUUCAAGGUGGACGUGUGCAAGGACCUGAGCGUGGUGGACGAGCUGGGGAACCGUAAGGUGGCUCUCGGCGGCCACACGCUGCACGUCGGCGACCUCAAGCACACGCUCAACUUGGGAGUCUGAGCGGGCGAGAAGAAGGGUAGUCAGGAUUUUCACAAUUUGUCAUUUGAUAGGGGAUCACGGAACCGAUGGAUCAUGGGGGGAAUGGUUCGUUGGAAUUGGUUGAGGGAGGUGAAGAAAUAAGUGGCUCCCCGUUGGGAACAAAAAAUUGGAUCCACGGGGAGCUCUGGGAAAGGGGGGGAGGAGUGUUCUGUUGCCUUUGUUGGAUUUGAUUUGAUUUAUUUGGAGGGCGGAUCUGCAAAGUGUAAUUGAUUUGGAAGGGAGAAUAGCUCAUUUCAUCCGUUCACUUCA
Messenger RNA from Brachypodium distachyon (stiff brome), 2694 nucleotides. Its product is annotated as beta-D-xylosidase 4. Gene Ontology annotation, cellular component: plant-type cell wall. The record is from RefSeq and is a predicted model, not a curated record. The coding region runs from base 82 to 2406 and encodes 774 amino acids. Gene Ontology annotation, biological process: xylan catabolic process; arabinan catabolic process. The transcript has 7 exons. Gene Ontology annotation, molecular function: xylan 1,4-beta-xylosidase activity; alpha-L-arabinofuranosidase activity. Lineage: Eukaryota; Viridiplantae; Streptophyta; Magnoliopsida; Poales; Poaceae.